This is a messenger RNA of Drosophila navojoa, 1087 nucleotides long. RefSeq lists its product as uncharacterized. Lineage: Eukaryota; Metazoa; Arthropoda; Insecta; Diptera; Drosophilidae. The record is from RefSeq and is a predicted model, not a curated record.
GAAUAUAUAAUACAAUGGAGCUUUUUCUUUUCUUUCGAGGCAUAGUUGAAAUAUUUACGUUUUUCAAUUAAGACUAAUUUGUUCUACAAAUUGGAUAGUGAAAGUUUUUUAACUCGCGACAAUUCCAAAAGAGUUCGAAGCGGCUACUGCACGUAUCGAGCAAUCUGACAAACACGUACUGGGUAUGCAGCGCUUUCUUGCAUACUUAAGUGAGUCCGCACCGAAAACUAAAUAAUCAUUUAUACAUGCCAAUCCCUCAACUGAAUGUAUUUGUGUGUGUGUAUGUGUGCGCAGUAUCGACCCCAAACUCUUACAUCCGUGGUUUAAAACAUACUACUCGCCAUACGCAACGUUCAUUUCGGUUUUGGUUACGACUCCACGCAUUUCUUAGCUCUCAGUGCACAAAAAAUCAAAAAUGAAACGGAAUUUCGUGAUAUUAUUCGGGUUUGUGCUCUGCACAGGUGCAUGGGAUAUCUCCGCAGGGCAGGAUACCUAUACGGAUGCGUUGCAAAACUCACAUAACACAGAUCAUGAUGGUCUUGGCGGGGGCUAUCAAUAUAACCCGCCACCAGAUAAUAGCUAUUUGCCCCCAGAUAAUAGCUAUUUGCCUCCAGCGCCGACACCGCAGGCUCCAGUCUACGGUCCACCGCCCGUCCCAUUCUAUAACUCCCCCCCGCCAGUGUACUAUAAGCCCGCUCAUCCAAUACCAUAUCAGGCGCACGAUUCAAUUUUAGCGAAACUCAAGUCUAAAAUAAGUCUACUAACUCUCGGCAAGAUCGUCUUGAAACUCUUAAUAUUCAAGAAGAUAGUCAAAUUUAUCGGCAUCAUUUGCUUGCUACUCGUUUUGCCCAAGCUGAAGCAUAUGUUCACAGAUAAUAUGUCUAUGGAAGACGAAAUCAACAGCAAGCACGUGGAAACGGAUAAGGAAAAACUUCAAAAACACAUUGAUAGUGUGUAUGAUUUUAUAAUGAGCUCCAUUCAAGCCUUUGAGGAAGAAACUACAUAACAGUUUGACAAUAGUUUUAGAUUUGUAUCUGCAAGAGUAUUAUUUAUUUAUUUAUUGUAAAUUUGUUAUGUUUUUUAAAAU